Messenger RNA from Fusarium keratoplasticum, 2586 nucleotides. RefSeq names its product Eukaryotic translation initiation factor 3 subunit C. Gene Ontology annotation, cellular component: eukaryotic translation initiation factor 3 complex. The coding region runs from base 1 to 2586 and encodes 861 amino acids. The record is from RefSeq and is a predicted model, not a curated record. Lineage: Eukaryota; Fungi; Ascomycota; Sordariomycetes; Hypocreales; Nectriaceae. The transcript is spliced from 3 exons. Gene Ontology annotation, molecular function: translation initiation factor activity; RNA binding; translation initiation factor binding. Gene Ontology annotation, biological process: translational initiation.
AUGUCUCGAUUCUUCCGCGGCGGCGACGACAGCUCCACCGACAGCUCCAGCGACGAGGAGGAGCUCUACUCCGAGGAGGAGGAAGAGGAGGAGGAGCAGGAGGACUCCCAGGAGGAAUCCUCCCAAGAAGACAGCGACAGCGAUGAUUCCGACGAUGGCGGCGUGAAGAAGACGGGUGCCAGUGCUUUCCUGGUCGGACAAUCCGACUCGGAUAGCGAUGAGAGUGAUGACGAGCACCGAGGCAAGGUCAAGAGUGCCAAGGACAAGCGCCUGGACGAGCUGGAGGCAUCCAUCAAGCAGAUCGAGAACGGCCAAAAGAACGGCGACUGGACCCUCAUCUCUGCCGAAUAUGACAAGCUCAACCGCCAGGUUACCAAGCUGCCCGGCAGCAAACCCCCCAAGCCCUACAUCCGAAUUCUCGCUGAGCUCGAGGACUUCAUGAAUGAGUCACUGGCCAAGGCGAAGGUCACCCCCAAGAAGAUGAACGCCACCCAGGCCCGAGCCCUCAACGCCGUCAAGCAAAAGAUCAAGAAGACCAACAAGGAGUACCAGAGCCAGAUUGACUCUUACCGAGAGGACAAGGAUGGCUUCAUGGAGUCAUCCGAGGAGGAGGUUGUGGCUGCUCCCGUCAAGGCCAAGAAGGUCUCUCUCCAGGUUGAGGCUGCUCCUACUGAAGAGGCUGACGAUGAGGGUUUUGCUACCGUCGGCAAGGGUGGCCGCACACUCCAGUACACUCCCGAGAGCAUCUUCAAGCACCUUCGAACCAUCAUGGAGUCCCGAGGAAAGAAGAACACCGAUCGUGCUGAGCAGAUUAAGGUUAUGGAGAAGCUGCACGAGAUCGCCAACACCCCUUACCAGAAGAUCCGCCUCCUCCUCACUCUUGUCUCUGCCCGAUUCGACCUUGGCUCUGGCGGUGCUUCUGCCAUGCCUCUUGAGCACUGGAAGGCUGCCGAGAAGGAACUCUCGAGCCUCCUCCAGGUCCUCGAGGAGAACCGUGACUACGUUGUCGUUGAGAACGCCGAGGAGUGGGAUGAUGACGAGAAGCCCCCUACUCUCCAGGCUGGUGAGAAGCACAUCAAGGUUCCCGGCAGCAUCGUCUCUUACAUUGAGCGACUUGACGAUGAGCUCGUUCGCUCUCUUCAGAGCAUCGACCCCCACACCUCCGAGUACAUCGAGCGGUUGCAAGACGAGGGUGCCCUCUACAACAUCAUCUUCCGCGGCCUCCUCUACUAUGAGUACAUCCGAAAGGACGACUCCCUGGAAACUCCUCAAGAUAGCGUGAACCGAAUUGUGAUGCGCCGAUUGGAACACGUUUACUUCAAGCCCGCCCAGGUUGUCAAGACUUUCGAGGAGAACUGCUGGAAGACUGUUGGCGACUCCGUCGAGUCUGUCAUCACUCCCCGCGACCAGGCCCAGAACGCUGGCAACCUCGUCAAUGUUCUCUGCAACUACCUGUUCAGCAACAGCGACGGUAUUAUCCGUGCCCGAGCCAUGCUGUGCCAGGUUUACUUCCUCGCCCUCCACGGCGAGUACUACAAGGCCCGUGACAUGAUGUUGAUGUCGCAUCUGCAGGAGAACAUCCCCAACUUUGACGUCCAGAGCCAGAUCCUGUACAACCGAACUCUGGUCCAAGUUGGUCUCUGCGCUUUCCGCAAGGGUCUUGUCUAUGAUGCCCAGAACACUCUGCAAGAAAUUUGCGGCAGCGGCCGUCAGAAGGAGUUGCUCGCCCAGGGUGUCAUGAUGCAGCGAUACAACCAGGUGUCUCCCGAGCAGGAGCGCCUCGAGAAGCAGCGACAACUGCCCUUCCACAUGCACAUCAACCUUGAGCUCCUCGAGUGUGUCUACCUGACCUGCAGCAUGCUUCUCGAGAUUCCUCUGCUGGCCCAGACCGGUUCUUCACCGGAUGUUAAGAAGAGAGUCAUCAGCAAGACCUACCGCCGCAUGCUCGAGUAUCACGAGAGGCAAAUCUUCACUGGUCCUCCCGAGAACACACGAGACCAUGUGAUGCAGGCGUCCAAGGCUCUGGCUGCUGGUGAGUGGAAGAAGUCAAUCAGCUUCAUCCACAGCAUCAAGAUCUGGGACCUCAUGCCCAGCGCCGAGGAGAUCAAGGCCAUGCUCUCCAAGCAGAUCCAGGAGGAGGGUCUGCGAACCUACCUCUUCACCUACGCCCCCUUCUACGACACCCUCUCCAUCGAGACCCUCAGCGCCAUGUUUGAGCUUGAUGUUACCAAGAUUUCGGCCGUUGUCAGCAAGAUGAUCAGCCACGAGGAGCUUUCCGCCUCCCUCGACCAGGUCACCUCUACUGUCAUCUUCCGCAAGGGUGUCGAGCUCAGCCGGCUCCAGUCCCUGGCUCUUGCCCUGUCAGACAAGGCCAGCGCACUUAUCGAGACCAACGAGCGAACUCUGGAGCAGCGAACACAGGGUACCUCAAACGCCUUUGAGCGACAAGGCGGCCGAGGCCGAGGAGGACAGAGGACAGGACAACGACAGGGCCGAGGAGGAGCACGGGCGGGCGGCAACACGCAGCGACAAGCUGGUGGAACGCAGUUCACGGGUGGCGCGCUGGGUGCGGCUGUCCGAGGUUAA